UGUCACCAAUAGCACAAUGCUCACAAGCAUUCGUCCAAGCAGUCUGUCUGAGGUGCUUCCUACUGUCGACUCCGGGUCUACUGAUGAUGCCACCAAUAGCACAAUGCUCUUAAGCACUCGUCCAAGCAGUCUGUCUGAGGUGUCUUGUGCCACUGAUGUAACCAAAUAUAGCAAGCAUUCCUAUUCACAUGUUGUCAACAGACGUGCCAUGUCGUCCUGAUCCUUCAGCUUUUGAUAUCCUGGAAGAUAUUUGUGGAGGAUAUGUGUAUGGCAAUCAGAAAACCGAAUGUCACAUAGAUAUGGAAAGUUUUCAUUCUAUCAUUGAUGAUCGUCAUUUGUUGCAGGAGCCUGUAAAACUGCCCUUCCAAAAUAAAGUCAUACAAGCUCAUGGCAAAACUGUGCAGAUGACGACUGACAAUUCAGAAAGUGCAACUGAAGAGGACUCAUCAGACACUUCAGAGAAUAGUUCAGACUAUCAUGGUUCGGAGUCAGAUGAAUCUGAAUCUGAUGAGGAAUCAAUUGUAUUUGACCAGCUAACAGAUAAUAGCUCACAAUUCCAACCACGGCCUUGCAGAGGUAAAGCAGAGCUAGAAGCUAAUGGCAAAGUGCAACCGUCUUCUGAUUCAUCUUCUGAUGGAAGUGACUCCUCAUUUGAUGAAAUCCACAUCGAGUAUUACAAACAGAAGGAGGUAGAGGGUGGUUUGAUCCGAGCUUACAACAAAUUCAAUGCGUGUUUGUUUUGUGAAAAACUUGUAAAUGAUGGCGGAGUAACUAUGGGUGACUUCUUAAAGCCAUCUAAGUUUGAUGCUGUAAUUCAAGCUGUUGAGGAUUUGGCAGGACAGGAUGAGGGGGAAGGUGGUGAUCAUGAGCUACAGCGUCCAUCGUUUGCCCUCAAAGCAGGAUAUGAUUUGGCCUGGCUUGCUCGGAUUAAAAGAGGAAGGGCCAUACGAUCCCAUGACAUCACAUCUGAAGAGGAAGCUAAUAAGUUUCUGCAGCUACAUAGAUCAGAAUGGGGUCUUAAAGUUUCUGCCUCAGCUUGCAAUACCCUUAACACUCGCAAAAGCAAGAAACCUGUGAGUUUACCUAAAACCAGUGACCUUCAGAAACUGUCCAAGUAUGUUACCAGUGAGGUUAAGAAAUGCAAUGAAAUGUUCACAACUUCUUCUACUGCCAACUACAGCUUUUUAAAGCGGAUGCAGAAAGUCACACUUGUACGUCUCUUGUUGUUCAACAAACGACGGCCAUUGGAGCUCUCACAGAUCACCACUGACACAUACAUUAAUCGACCAGGAUGGAACAACUCAAGGGUAGAAGAGCUGUUAUGCCAGAUGACAUCUCUUGAAAAGAAGCUGCUUGAGAGUCACGACCUCUUGAAGAUGAUUGGAAAACGGGGGCGAACAGUCCCUGUUAUUGUUCCUCCAGACUGCAGUAAAUCACUAAAUGCAAUUUCCAAGUUGAGGCAUCUUUUCAUUCCUCCAUCCAACCAGUAUAUGUUUGCGAGAAACACACCAUCCACACACAUGCAGGCUGGUCAUGUUCUCAAAGAAAUUAUCUCAGAAGUGUCUCUUGACUCACCACAAGACAUCCGCACAACUAAAAUGCAGAAAUACACUGCAACAGUUGCACAGAUUCUAAGCCUACAGCCACACCAAUUAGAAUGGGUUGCUAGCCAUCUUGGCCAUAGCGUCAACAUACAUAAAGACUUCUACAGGGUGCAGGACUCAACAAUUGAACUGUGCAAGGUCUCCAAGUUAUUGAUGGCCAUUGAUGCUGGUGAUGUGGGCCAAUGGGCAGGCAAGUCUCUGGAUGACAUACAAGUUGAAGAUAUUGAGAUGGAAGCAACUGAUGAAAUUGAUGACGAUGGAGAUGAAGAUGAACAGGAAAUGAACCAGGUCUCACUUCAAACCUGUUUCAACAAGUCAUCAUCAGCCAGAGAACCAAGCCCUUCAUGUGCACCUAGGUGUACUCCAAGAAGAGUCGAAACUGAAACCAGAUCCAGCUCACGUGAGAUGCCAUCCGAGUUAGCUGAAGGAUCAAGACCUCUUCGUGUAUCAGGAAAGGGAGACAAAUUUCCUUGGUCCAAACAAGAUGCAGACAGAACUCAUCUUGAAAGAAAAGGUACCAGGGAAGAAGGAAUGUCAAGCUUGUAUCACAGCUUCAGUUCCCAUAUUGGACAAAAGAACCUGGCAGUGCUCAAAGAAUCCUCAAGGGAGUAA
Molecule: messenger RNA, 2216 nt
Organism: Patiria miniata (bat star)
Lineage: Eukaryota; Metazoa; Echinodermata; Asteroidea; Valvatida; Asterinidae
Exons: 6
Coding region: 189-2216 (675 amino acids)
Source: RefSeq, a predicted model, not a curated record